UGGAAAAAGGAAGCGGAGCCUGUAAACGGCGAACUCUCUGGUUUCCUACCCCUCGAAACAACUACCAGCGCUGUGUUACUUUUCAUGUGGACAAUUAUCCUCGACGGCAACAACAACACGGCCAAAAAGGGACUUAAAAGGAGCCGUUUCGAGGGGGAGGUUUUAGUGCCUUUUUUUUUCUUUCGACGUGAACAGUCCAUCAGUAAAGUGAAACCGUCUUUUGUUGAAGCAAGUGCUUGCCUGAGCCCCUCCGUGCAAGCAGCGGGUUUUUAAAAAACGGGGGGUGUAGUAAAGAAAAAAGUGUCCGUGUUCGCGUCGGCUAGUCCCGCUUCUUGGAUUUUAGCCCAACUGGAGGGUCAACCCGGGCAAGAAACGCGAUUUCAACUUGUUUGCAGAAGUCUCUGGGACUCCAAAAAUCACCAGACUGGCGGCUCUUCUGAAACUCUGGGGUUGUUGGUGUGGCCAAAUUUUCCCUGGAUUUGACUGGUAAAUUCAGAAGACUGAAGCCCAGGCUCACAGUCUACCUUUCACGGAGGCCCAGCCGUGAGAGGACUGAGGAAGGCACGUGGCGGAUCAUGACGGCCGACAAAGAGAAGGAGAGGGAGAAAGAGCGGGACAGAGACAGAGACAGGGACCGGGAUAAGAGGGAAGCUGGGAAGUCCCGACGGCAAGACGGGGACCGGGGCGAGAGCGAGAGCUCCAGACCCCGACGCAGCUGUACGCUGGAGGGCGGGGCCAAGAACUAUGCUGAGAGCGAGCACAGCGAGGACGAGGACAACGACAAUGGCAGCACGGGCGGGGGCAGUGGGACAGCCGAGGAGGCCGGCAAAAAGGGCAAAAAGAAGACGCCCAAGAAAAAGUCACGCUAUGAGCGCACAGAGAACGGAGAAAUAACGUCCUUCAUCACAGAAGACGAUGUUGUUUACAGACCUGGAGAUUGUGUAUACAUUGAAAGUCGGCGGCCCAACACUCCCUACUUCAUUUGUAGCAUUCAGGAUUUCAAACUGAGUAAACGGGACCAUCUGCUGAUGAAUGUGAAAUGGUACUACCGCCAGUCAGAGGUGCCUGACUCUGUCUACCAGCACCUGGUGCAGGAUCGCAACAAUGAGAACGACUCUGGCCGGGAGCUGGUUAUCACAGACCCUGUGGUUAGGAGUCGAGAACUCUUCAUCUCUGACUAUGUGGAUACUUAUCAUGCUGCUGCUCUCAGGGGGAAAUGCAACAUUUCCCAUUUCUCUGACAUUUUUGCUGCCAGGGAGUUCAAAGCCCGCAUCGACUCCUUUUUCUAUAUCCUCGGAUAUAACCCCGAGACCAGGCGACUUAACAGCACACAAGGGGAAAUCAGAGUGGGACCUAGUCACCAAGCCAAGCUCCCCGAGCUGCAGCCGUUCCCCUCUCCUGGUGGCCAGGCCGUUACCGAGAAUGAGGAGCUGGUCUGGAUGCCAGGGGUCAAUGACUGUGAUCUUCUCAUGUACCUCAGAGCCGCAAGGAGCAUGGCUGCCUUUGCAGGAAUGUGUGACGGAGGCUCAACAGAAGAUGGGUGUCUAGCAGCCUCUCGAGAUGACACUACAUUAAACGCACUUAACACUCUUCACGAGAGCAGCUAUGAUGCAGGAAAAGCUCUCCAGCGUCUAGUGAAGAAGCCUGUACCCAAACUGAUUGAGAAGUGCUGGUCUGAAGAUGAAGUGAAGCGCUUCAUUAAAGGUUUGAGACAGUUCGGCAAAAACUUCUUCAGGAUCCGGAAAGAGCUGCUGCCCAACAAAGAAACGGGAGAGCUCAUCACUUUCUACUAUUAUUGGAAGAAGACUCCUGAAGCAGCCAGUUGUCGAGCCCACCGUAGACACCGCCGCCAGCCUGUCUUCCGCCGCAUCAAAACUCGAACGGCCUCAACUCCUGUCAACACCCCCUCUCGUCCCCCCUCCAGCGAGUUCUUGGACCUCAGCUCAGCCAGCGAAGAUGACUUUGACAGUGAGGACAGCGAACAGGAGCUGAAGGGCUACGCCUGCCGCCACUGUUUCACUACCACCUCCAAGGACUGGCACCACGGGGGUCGGGAGAACAUCUUGCUGUGCACAGACUGUCGCAUCCACUUCAAGAAGUACGGUGAACUGCCCCCCAUCGAGAAGCCCGUGGACCCGCCGCCAUUUAUGUUCAAACCUGUCAAAGAGGAGGAGGAUGGACUCAGCGGGAAGCAUAGCAUGAGGACCCGACGGAACCGAGGCUCGAUGUCGACGCUACGAAGUGGUCGUAAGAAGCAGACAGCGAGUCCUGAUGGCAGAGCCUCACCAACCAAUGAGGACCUGCGCUCCAGUGGACGUACCUCACCAAGUGCAGCAAGUACAGACAGCACCGACAGCAAGACAGACUCCAUGAAGAAGCCCAGCAAGAAGAUUAAAGAGGAGGCUCCUUCACCCAUGAAGAGUGCCAAACGGCAGCGAGAGAAGGGAGCCUCAGACACCGAGGAGCCGGAAAGAGCCAGUGCCAAAAAAUCCAAGACACAAGAGCUUAGCAGACCAGACUCGCCUUCAGAAUGCGAGGGUGAAGGGGAAGGAGAGGGGGAGAGCUCUGAUGGGCGCAGCAUCAAUGAAGAGCUCAGUAGCGAUCCUAAAGACAUUGAUCAGGACAACCGCAGCUCCUCCCCAAGCAUCCCCAGCCCCCGGGACAAUGAAAGCGACUCAGACUCCUCCGCCCAGCAGCAGCAACUCCUUCAAAGCCAACACCCUCCUGUCAUCCAGUGUCAACCAGGCACCUCAGCUGCCACCGCCUCAGCACCACCUCCGCCUACAACCUCAGCCCCAACGCUGCCCCCACAGGUCUCCCCCACAGCGGCCUCCACCUCUCUACCUCCCCAGCCUUUGCCCCCGGCAGGCCCAAUGUCUCAUAUCCAGUCUGGAGCAAACCUCCACCCUCAAAGGCUUCCUUCUCCACAUUCACCCAUGGCUCAGGCUCCAGCUCCUGGACCCCAAGUCCCACCUCCAUCAGUACCCAGCUCACAUCACGGGCCCAUGCCUCCUUUGCCACAUCCCCUUCAGCCUGGACCUUCACAUAUGCCUCACCCUCAUUCCAUCCCCCCACAGGGCUUCCCUGUUGGUCAGUCUCAGGUCCCGCCCCUUUCAAUCCCUGGCCAAUCACAGCAGAGGCCACACACGCCUCCAUCCCAGUCCCAAUCAUCUGCUCAGAGUGGGGUUCAGCCUCCCAGAGAGCAGCCUCUGCCCCCUGCCCCAAUGUCUAUGCCUCACAUCAAGCCCCCGCCAACCACGCCCAUCCCUCAGAUAUCCAACCCACAGACCCACAAACACCCGCCACAUGCGUCAGCGCCUCCGUUCCCUCAGAUGCCUUCAAACCUGCCUCCACCUCCUGCCCUCAAACCGCUCAGCUCCUUAUCCACCCACCAUCCUCCGUCUGCACACCCACCUCCCCUGCAGCUCAUGCCUCAGGGGCAGCAGCAUCAGCCUCCCCCUGCCCAGCCUCCUGUCCUCACCCAGUCCCAGAGCCUCCCACCAUCAGCCAGCCACCAACCUCCACCAGCUCCACCUCUGCCACCCUCCGCAGCAGCCUCACAUCCCAAUGGGCCACCACAGCCACCAUUCUCCACUCAUCCUUUCAACACAGUUCUACCUCCAACCGGCCCACCCUCAUCGUCAUCAUCAUCAUCAUCAUCAUCCUCCUCCUCCAUACCCAGUAUACAGCCUCCAACCUCCUCUACUUCAUCCUCCUCCAUCUCUAUGCCACUUCCUGCCUCUGUCAACUGUGCUGGACCAGGCCCAGCACUUCCCCCUGUACACAUCAAAGAAGAGCCUUUGGACGAGACAGAAGAGCCAGAGAGCCCCCCACCCCCUCAAAGAAGCCCCUCCCCAGAGCCCACGGUUGUCAACACACCCAGCCAUGCCAGCCAGUCAGCAAGGUUUUACAAGCACCUGGACCGAGGCUACAACUCGUGUGCAAGGACAGAUUUCUACUUCACUCCCCUGGCUUCAUCCAAACUGGCCAAGAAGAGAGAGGAAGCUCUGGAGAAAGCAAAGAGGGAAGCAGAACAGAAAGCAAGGGAAGAGAAGGAGAGAGAGAGGGAGAGGGAAAAAGAGCGGGAAAGAGAACGAGAGCGAGAAAAGGAGGCAGAGCGAGCUGCGAAAGCCUCCAGUUCUUCACACGAGAGCAGAAUGGGAGAACCUCAGAUGGCCGGCCCCGCCCACAUGCGUCCACCCUUCGACGGCCCCCCCACUACGAUUGCAGCUGUGCCACCGUACAUCGGGCCUGACACCCCCGCCCUUCGAACCCUCAGCGAGUACGCCCGACCCCAUGUCAUGUCCCCAACCAAUCGAAACCAUCCCUUCUUUGUGUCCCUCAACCCUGCAGACCCCCUGCUGGCGUAUCACAUGCCUAGCUUAUACAACGCUGACCCCGCCAUGCGGGAGCGUGAGCUAAGAGAGCGGGAGAUGCGAGAGAGGGAGAUUCGUGAGCGGGAACUACGGGAAAGGAUGAAGCCCGGUUUUGAGGUCAAGCCUCCAGAGAUGGACACACUCCACCCCUCCACAAAUCCCAUGGAGCACUUUGCCCGGCAUGGGGCCAUCACGUUACCCCCCAUGGCAGGCCCUCACCCCUUCGCCUCCUUCCAUCCCGGCCUGAACCCAAUAGAGCGUGAGCGGCUGGCCCUCGCUGGGCCACAGCUGCGGCCAGAAAUGAGCUACCCAGAGAGGUUGGCUGCAGAGAGACUUCACGCUGAGAGGAUGGCCACAGUCGCCAACGACCCCAUUGCUCGUCUACAGAUGUUCAAUGUCACACCGCACCACCACCAGCAUUCGCAUAUUCACUCCCAUCUACACCUCCACCAGCAAGACCCUCUCCACCAAGGUGGUGGUGAAUGUCUUGUGUGUCCUCCAGGCUCUGGGGCCCAUCCGCUGGCAGUAGACCCCCUGGCAGCUGGACCUCACCUGGCCCGCUUCCCCUACCCGCCCGGCGCCAUCCCCAACCCUCUCCUCGGACAGCCGCCACACGAACACGAGAUGCUGCGCCACCCAGUCUUUGGCACUCCAUACCCACGGGACUUACCAGGAGGUCUGCCACCACCCAUGUCAGCGGCCCACCAGCUGCAGGCCAUGCAUGCCCAGUCAGCUGAGCUCCAGAGGCUGGCCAUGGAGCAGCAGUGGCUCCACGGGCACCAUCACAUGCACGGAGGACCACUGCCAGGCCAGGAGGACUAUUACAGCCGGCUGAAGAAGGAGAGUGAUAAGCAGCUGUAAGCAGUCAGAGGAGGCAACGACUGGCAGGCACAGGAGCCGGGAAGUUGUUACUGAGCUGUUACAUUCAGUUUUUGAAGAACACAAAAAGGCCAAGUGGAUCGUCUGAGAAUUCUUCUGCUAUCCGGUUUUUGUUCCUUUCAAGGACUUUUUUUAUUAUGAUUUUUCAAGACAUUGACUUUCUUUGGUAUAUAGCCAGUAGUGGCAACGUCCUCAAGACUCCUGCAUGACAAGCUUCCCUGACAUUUUUUUGUAGGUGCUAGAACAAGACACUGUGCUUAUCGACGAAAAAAAAGACAUGACCAGUCAGGCCGUUUAUGGAAAAUAACAAGUGCUAUCUUAAAUUCAACAUUUAUUUUAAUACAUUGUUGGAGGUUUUUCAUAAUUUUAAGAAAAGCUACAGCAUGGCGUUUUUGAGUCUGUAAAUAGUAUAUAUAAACAUAUAAUUAUUAUUAUAAUUAUUAUUAUUACUAGGUGUGGAGUCCAAACCAAGUCGUUUCAACCUCCGAUCUAAUUGUUUUGAAGCAUUAUCCCUUGUUUCAGAGGGGAGCACCAUGGCAUUAUAUGAGCAGUUCCUGAGAGAGUUGUGCUUCAGUUGUGUUGUUCUUCUGACAUCACUGUGUUAGAUUUAGUCCUACAUCCACCAUGAAAACACCCCACAUCCAUUCUUCACACCGCAGGUUGGCAGAAUGUGGAAACUCAACACGUUGAGUUCAUGAUUUGAAACACUUGAAGAGGUGACACAGUUGUCACCACGGCCUCUGUGGAGGGCACACGAGGUCAUGGAUUAAAAGAAAAAAAAAACAGUUUGCACUGAGAGAGCUCCACUCAACUGAUUUUAUCCUUUUGCGUAAAAUCACUAUUUAAGUCAAUUGAAAUGGAGUAACACUUCAUUCUUAUGUUGUUCUUUUUACAGAGAAUGGUUUUAAUAAUGAUUUUAAAAUGUGGACACCAGAAAAAUGGCUGAACUGAAGGAAUUCAAAAUGACUUCCAGUUCUUUUAAAUUAUCGGGACAUGAAUCUGUUGACAAAACCAGGAGCCUAACAGGACUUUGGGAUUGUUUGAGAAGUGUGAAUGGUUGUGAGUCAGUUGACGGUGCGUUGUGUGUCGCCAUCUCUGUUCCCAGUCGGUCUUGUUUGUCGCAGGGCUCACGUUCGGCUGAGUUUUCCUCCAACUAGGCUGUAAUAAUGUUCACUGUGACACUAGAGGAGGCCUGCUGACACGACCACUGGGGGAGAAGGUGGAUGAUUGUGUGUGAGAGUGUGUGAGAGUUUGUGUUUUCCUCAAUAUUUUCGUAUGCCUUGGUUCCUUAGGGAUACACGCAGCCUCCUGCUCCUCAGGAGUGUGUGUUUAUGUGUGCCACUGACUGUUACAAGUCGUGUUGACCUGUCAUACAGUGCACAUGAGCCUAAGUUUGUCUUUUUUUAUUUUUAUUUUCUACUCUGUAUCCAUGACAUGAGUUCUGCUUUUGUUCCAUGAACUAAGACUGUUUGAGUGUCAUGGGCGUUUAUAAAACUGUGGCUUUUUCUUUUCUUUUAACCAAAUGAAGAAACUGUACUUGCAUUUAAAAGUGACCAUAUCUACCCUUGGAGCACUAUGAUUUACGACAUACUUCCCAGCACCAUCAAAGUUGUGCCCCUCUUUUUAAAACUCCAAAACAGUCUUUGAAUCUUCAACUCAGUCUGUCUCACCAUCUUCCACCCAUUACUGUCUCUGUUCCAACGACGGCUCCUCAUCACCCUUGCCUCGUUUUUCCCAACGGUUCCCUUGCCUUUUAUUCCCCUUUUUUUGUGUCUCCAAAACCUUUGAUGUUAAGUGUUGUCAAUGGUUUAGCUUCUUGUUUGAAAGCGGCAAUAGCAGAAUGUUAAUUCUGACUGCUAAGAUUUAUAUAUAUACUGGUAUCUUGAAGCUUAUUGUAUAUAUGAGUAGUCGCCAUGGGAUGACACAAUGUAAACAAAAAGUAGAAAUAAUAAGAAAAAUUGUGAGUCCUGUGUUCUCUCCAUUUGAGUAUUUUGUAAUUUUUUUGAAAAAUUUGUGGAAUUAAAAUAAACGACUAAGUUA
This is a messenger RNA of Cheilinus undulatus (humphead wrasse), 7295 nucleotides long. RefSeq names its product arginine-glutamic acid dipeptide (RE) repeats a (gene rerea). The coding region runs from base 576 to 5237 and encodes 1553 amino acids. Gene Ontology annotation, molecular function: chromatin binding; transcription corepressor activity; sequence-specific DNA binding. The record is from RefSeq and is a predicted model, not a curated record. Gene Ontology annotation, cellular component: nucleus. NCBI's taxonomy places the organism in Eukaryota, Metazoa, Chordata, Actinopteri, Labriformes, Labridae. Gene Ontology annotation, biological process: regulation of DNA-templated transcription. The transcript is spliced from 22 exons.